Molecule: messenger RNA, 704 nt
Organism: Suillus discolor
Lineage: Eukaryota; Fungi; Basidiomycota; Agaricomycetes; Boletales; Suillaceae
Exons: 1
Coding region: 43-483 (146 amino acids)
Source: RefSeq, a predicted model, not a curated record
GCUGACUGCAACGCCAACACGACGGAGUUCGUCAACAUUUCAAUGCUCAGAACAAUGCAAUUUCUGCGCCUCAGAACGAUUUCUCGCUACCCAUUGUCCUCGCACCAUUCUCUUCACACAUCUACCCGUCUCUCGUAUUCUUCAUCAGACGCACCUAAGCCCCAUAGUGCAGACAGUUACUUCAAAGAUGUGGACGAAACAGCUCCACAAGACCCUACUAUUCACCGCGUCGACGCCGCAUCAGAGGCAGUACAACGUCCUUACGAGCCACCUUCAGGGCAGUGGAGUCAGGCGGGGGUCAGGACCAGCGAGUACUAUGAACACGUUAGCAAAGACGAGCCGUAUGACGUGCCUACUGGGCAAGCAAAAGAGAACAACCUGCGCUACGGUGGCACCGAGAAACUAGGUCCUGAGAUUAGUGAUCCUGGGGAGGGUCCAGAGGGUCAAUCGAAGGGAGGGCGGAAACCAGAACGAAGUGCCUGAACAUAAAUUCAAGGUAUCAUUGUCAGAUCGUUCUUUAGUUUUUUGUAGUUUUUGAUCGACUUAUGGGAUAUAUCACAGCUUCGACGAUUCGUGAUAGGCGUGUAACGUUAGUGGGAUGUAUGUAUUAUGAAGUGCUGGCGUAGUUGUUGUACGAAUACUAUGUUUUUAUCUGCAGUCGAGUGUCUUCCUGGGCAUUCAUUGUUAUUCAUACUCGCCUUCAC